This is a messenger RNA of Prunus dulcis (almond), 1401 nucleotides long. Its product is annotated as probable E3 ubiquitin-protein ligase BAH1-like. NCBI's taxonomy places the organism in Eukaryota, Viridiplantae, Streptophyta, Magnoliopsida, Rosales, Rosaceae. The coding region runs from base 248 to 1249 and encodes 333 amino acids. The transcript has 6 exons. The record is from RefSeq and is a predicted model, not a curated record.
CUUAACACCCCUCCCGUUUGUUUCCCGAGAAAAUUGAGAAGAAGAAAGGAAAACAAAAGAAAAUGCAUAGAGUGUAUUGAGCAUUGCCAUUGCGAGCUCAGACACUCCGAGAACAUUCUUCCAUCUCCUCCUUAUUCACUCAAAAAAGCUUCAAUUUUUAUUUAUUUGUUUAUUUUUCCGACUAUUUCAGCCAAUUUUAGGGUAUAAGAAGCCGGAUUAAUUUAGGUUAAUUUUCGACGGGGGAAAUAUGAAAUUCGGAGAUACUUAUACGGAGUUUCUGCAUAAGGAACAAGUACGAUUCUCGGAGAAGUGCUCGCAUGUCGAGUAUAAGCGGCUGAAGAAAGUACUCAAGACUUGUCAGCGUUGUAAGACAUUGCAAGAAGCUUCAACUGCUGAUCAACAAGAAGGUGCUGCUAAUCAAAAUAAACAGUUGUGUCAAUGUCAAUCUUGCCCUGCGUGUGAUCAGGCAUUCUUCACAGAGUUAAUGAAGGAAGUUUCAGACAUAGCUCUAUGCUUCAGUUUGAGAGUCAGACAUCUCCUCCAUCUCCAUGUUGCUACUGGAAUGCAGAGAUACUUACUGUGGUUGCGUCAAUGUUUUAUGAAUGAUCAGCAAGCCAUGGUAGAAAAAGGGCGGACGCUAAUAGAAUAUGUUACAAUGAACGCAAUUGCUAUCAGAAAAAUCCUUAAGAAAUAUGAUAAAGUACAUAGCUCUGAAAAUGGCAAGAUUUUCAAAUCCAAGAUGCGGGCUGAACAUAUCGAGCUUUUGCAAUCACCUUGGCUUAUAGAAUUGGGUGCUUUUUCUUUGAAUCUUCAUGGAUCAGAUGGUGAAGGCCUCAAUGAGCUUUCUGGUCACUUCUCUUGUGAUCUUGAUAUGACACCACCUAUAAUGACAUUGAUGCUUCCUGACUCCUUGAAGAUGGAAUAUGAUCUGACUUGUGCUGUAUGCUUGGAAACUGUUUUCAAUCCAUAUGCUUUGAGCUGCGGCCACCUUUUCUGCAAGUCUUGUGCUUGCUCAGCUGCUUCUGUGUUUAUCUUCCAAGGCCCUAAAUCUGCAGCCCUGGAUGCAAAGUGCCCAAUAUGCAGAGAGGCCGGAGUGUAUGCUAAAGCAGUGCACAUGUUGGAACUAGAUCUGCUCCUGAAAAUAAGGUGCAAAGACUACUGGAAAGAUAGGUAUACUGCAGAACGUGCAGAGAUACUGAAGCAAAGUAAGGAGUUUUGGGAUUUACAAGCCAAAUAUGCGGUGUAUUGAUCGAUCAACGGGAGCUCCUAUCUUACCCAAUAAAGCUGUGGAAGCUGCAAAAUGCAUCGGUUUAGAAAGAUCAUCCUUCUUAGUUUAUUCAUUGACAUGUUAGGAAAAUUAGAUCUUCUUAGCAUACAUGACUUGUCUUUCAAGUCUUUCAA